UCUCUGCCGCUUGCGGCCUUAUCCCCUCUCAUGUUAGUCCAUACGAGUCACAACUUGUCUUCAAGUUGUAACUUGUCGUUCCGUUUUCAACUUGAAGGUGGACUUGAAGUACUGCGACUCGGAACUUCUGCCUGUCGGUGUUCCAUGCCCUUGUUCUCGUACAAUCGACAAUACCAGCGCGAACCAAGAUUUAAAUGCCCAGGUCCCCGUUGCCGCUGUACUUUCGACACCAAGACGAAGGUUCUACAACAUCUCAAUAAUCCACGAUCAUCUUGUGUUGGUUGGUCUCGCGAAGCCACAGCUGCAAUUGGUGUUGGUGGGCCUGAGGCAGAGGCUUAUAUCGCUCGGUUCGAAGAAGCCUUUGGCACCAGCAAGCGCGCGACUUGUUCGGAGACAGCAGCAGUACAUCAGCCAACUCAAGAGCCAGAUUUGAUUCCCAAUAUUCCACUGGCAACCUCUAGUGCAUCUGUACAACCCGCCACAGAGCAGACAGGGCAAGACUACCAGUGCCCUUAUGUCGGAGCAGCUCAAACGGCGAAUGGUGGAAAGAGUUUCGUUAACUGGGUUGAGGAUGAUGAAUUCAACAGCCUUCGAACGGACAACCUCUUUUAUCCCUUCGUCGGGGAGUUGGAGUGGGAAUUUUCCGACUUUCUUGCUCAUUCCAGUCUCACCAUCAAGGAGAUCAACGAGUUGCUUGUAUUGAUUCGGCAAUAUCUAGCACCACAUCUUUCGUACAAGACAGCCAAGCAGCUGCGCCAACGCAUCGAGCUAUUGCCUACCUGCCCGAAGUGGCACUCACGAACAAUCACAUACCCUGGAUAUCCGACAAAGAAGCCUAUCGUUCUCUUCUACCGAAACUCACUUGAAUGCAUCCAACUCCUUGUUUGA
Messenger RNA from Mycena indigotica, 888 nucleotides. RefSeq names its product RPN1-RPN2-N domain-containing protein. Lineage: Eukaryota; Fungi; Basidiomycota; Agaricomycetes; Agaricales; Mycenaceae. The record is from RefSeq and is a predicted model, not a curated record. Bases 31 to 888 code for a protein of 285 amino acids. The transcript has 2 exons.